AUGGCCUCAAAACCAUCCAAAUGGGCUACUGACGACGACGACGAAGAAACGGCCGCCGCGCAGGCACAGCGGAGGCGGGAGAAAGCAGAGCGAAAAAGACUCAAGGAAGAGAAAGCGCGCAACGCGGCUCUACCAGCAACUCAAUUCCCCUCCGCGACGGACGACAACGAGCGACCAAGCAAACGUCCGCGAACGUCCUUCGACCAAGCAGAGAAUGGCACAUCCCCAACGGUACAGCCUGCCUCACAGGUGCGAAGCGGAGAAGAUGAAGAGGGCGCACACUUGCUACAAUUCCGCAACCGAGGAUUCGGCCCCUGCGGCCACGUCGAGCAAUUCGAGCAGCUGAACGACAUCGAAGAAGGGUCCUACGGGGUCGUGUCGCGCGCACGGAGGAGGGCCACCGGCGAGAUCGUGGCGCUGAAGAGAUUGAAGAUGGACCACACCAACGACGGGUUCCCCGUGACGGGACUGCGAGAGAUCCAGACCCUGAUGGCGUGUCGCGAGGACACGAAGAACGUGGUCAAACUACUCGAGGUGGUCAUGGGCGACAGUCUGAAAGAUGUCUACCUCGUGAUGGAGUUCCUCGAACACGACCUCAAGACCCUCCUGGACGACAUGGCCGAGCCGUUUUUGCCGUCCGAGACCAAAACAGUCAUGCUCCAGAUCGUCCGGGGCGUCGAGUACCUGCACACCAACUGGAUCAUGCACCGCGACCUCAAGACCUCGAACCUCCUGCUCAACAACCGCGGCGAGAUCAAGCUGGCGGACUUCGGCAUGGCGCGGUACACGUCCAACCCUCCCCCGCCGAAACUGACCCAGCUGGUGGUGACGCUGUGGUACCGUGCGCCGGAGCUCCUGCUGGGCGCGGAGAGUUACGACUUUGAAAUCGACGUUUGGAGCGUGGGGUGCAUCUUUGCCGAACUCGUCACCAAGGAACCCUUGUUUCAGGGGCGGAACGAAGUCGACCAGCUCUCCAAGAUCUUUGGACUGCUGGGCACCCCGACGCGCGAAAGCUGGCCGGGAUUCCGCUCCCUCCCCAACGCCAAAGCACUCCACCCUGUCCUGUCCCAGACACACUCGUCAUCCCUCCUAACGGCGAGUAAGUUCACCUACCUCACCACCGCAGGCCUACGCCUCUUAUCCUCCCUCCUCUCCUUGAACCCAACUUCCCGCCCGUCCGCCACCGAAGUCCUCGACCACCCAUAUUUCCGCGAAGAUCCUCGCCCGAAACCCAAAGAGCUGUUCCCCACCUUCCCCAGCAAGGCCGGCCAGGAGAAGAGACGGAAAAAACAGACCCCGCAAGCGCCAGUCAGGGGCGAGAUCGCACCAAAGCUGGAUGAAAGGGAGAUCGAGGGCGUGUUUAGGGGAUGGGAUGUCGAGGGGGAGGAGAAGGGCGGCGGGUUCGCGCUGAGAUUGGGAUAG
Fonsecaea multimorphosa CBS 102226 is the source of this 1422-nucleotide messenger RNA. RefSeq lists its product as uncharacterized. The record is from RefSeq and is a predicted model, not a curated record. Gene Ontology annotation, cellular component: nucleus. The transcript has 2 exons. Gene Ontology annotation, molecular function: cyclin-dependent protein serine/threonine kinase activity; ATP binding. NCBI's taxonomy places the organism in Eukaryota, Fungi, Ascomycota, Eurotiomycetes, Chaetothyriales, Herpotrichiellaceae. Gene Ontology annotation, biological process: regulation of mitotic cell cycle; protein phosphorylation. The coding region runs from base 1 to 1422 and encodes 473 amino acids.